UUGCAAAGUACCGUACAGACUCCAACGUACUGCUGCAUACAUUGUGUGACGGCUGCGCUUCCUUAAAUCGGUAAUCACACGACGGAGCUGGGAGAAUGGCGGCCGACGAAGCCAAGCGCAACGCGGAAGCGCUGGUCCCCAAGUUUCAAUUUGAGCGCGUUCUGAAGCAAGACGAGGGAGGCCGCCGCAUCCACCUCUACGGCCAUGUCGAGAACCAACCCGCCCUCCUCGUCCUCGAACGAGCGCCCUUCCCCGACGCGCCAGAAUACCUCUCUGCCCUCCCAGCCAACCUGCGAAGUCUGACGAACCUGGGAAACAACGACAUAUACUCCUGGUUCCUGGGCAGUGGCGGUCCAGUGCUCCAGGAGGACGGGAGGGACAAGUUUGCAGAUUACAAGAUCGACCUGGUCUGCCCUUGCACGGACAAGCACAUCAAGAAGCACUCGAAACAAGGCCACCGACUGGUGACCGAAACGCCAGAGAUAUAUCGGGACAAGGUACGGCCAUACAUGCAGACCAACAGGGACGAGGGUCGCUUGAACUGGGUCUACAACAUCAUCGAGGGGCGGAAGGAGGCGGAGGAUGUCAUAUAUCGGACACCCCUAGGUCGCGACGGGGACGAGGGCUUCCUCAUGCUGCCAAACUUGCACUGGGACCGCGAAACCAUCGAGGCGCUCCAUUUACUAGGCAUCGUCGAGAGGCGCGACUUGUGGAGUUUAAGGGACCUGAAGAAGAAACACAUACAAUGGCUCAAGCACAUGAGGGCCAAGAUGAUCGAUGCAACUGUGCAAAAAUACCCGCAGAUCGAGCAGGACCAGCUCAAGCUCUUCUUCCACUACCAACCCACCUACUUCCACCUCCACAUACAUGUAGUCCACGUCAAUCUGGAGGGCACGUCGACGCAGUCAGUGGGCAAGGCGAUCGACCUGGACAGCGUCGUCGAGCAGCUGGAGAUGAUGCACGGUGACGACGAGACGGGCAUGGACACGAUAUCGCUCGGGUAUACAGUCGGAGAGGAGUCGGAGUUGUGGACGGAUAUAUUCGAACCUCUCAAGAAGAGCGUCCGUACAGCUUCUCCACAGCAAUGACAAGAUCGCUAACGCCGGCGCCAUUCGGGCAGUCCUUCCAUUCCCCGUUGUCCCUGAUGCAAUAGAUCUCCUC
Messenger RNA from Truncatella angustata, 1161 nucleotides. Its product is annotated as HIT-like domain-containing protein. The transcript is spliced from 2 exons. Lineage: Eukaryota; Fungi; Ascomycota; Sordariomycetes; Amphisphaeriales; Sporocadaceae. Gene Ontology annotation, molecular function: hydrolase activity; RNA 7-methylguanosine cap binding. The coding region runs from base 96 to 1088 and encodes 330 amino acids. The record is from RefSeq and is a predicted model, not a curated record. Gene Ontology annotation, cellular component: P-body; nucleus. Gene Ontology annotation, biological process: deadenylation-dependent decapping of nuclear-transcribed mRNA.